AUGCAACUGAUAGCAAGACAAUUUAACCUCUCCGAAACCACCUUUGUGUGCCCACCAACAAAUCCACGUGCUACCUGGCGCCUGCGCUCAUUCCUGCCCAACGGCGAAGAAGUCUUCGGAGUCGGCCACAACUCACUGGGUGCGUGGUGGUGGAUGGCGCAUGCCGGGCUUAUCUAUCAACAACAGCUGGGCGAUGACAUCCUUCUCGUGGAAGUGUCAGUGUCCACGUUUCGUAUUUCGAUGCGACAAGGGAGCCCGCAAUUUCUGGAUAAGCACACCAAUCAGCCUUCUCUCGCGGAGUCUCUCGGUCUCGAUCCCUGCGAGAUCGGGCUGCAGUACUCCGGGACGGUUCUGGAGGGCCCGCAGGUGGUUACCUCGUCUCCAGCGCGCCACCUCCUGGUGCCGGUCCGCAGCAAAGAAGCUUUAUAUCGUGUGAAAAUUUCCCAACAAGAGUGCAUUGCUCAAGAGCUUGCGAGGACGAGGAGCUACAACAGUGGACUGUAUGUUUUGACCUCCACUGGAGGCGAUUCCACCGUGUCAGGCACGGACGUCCCCAGGUUCGAAGCCCCGUUUUUCAGCCCCGGGAUGUCCAUGGAAGAUCCUGUGGACCAAGGGCGCUGUUGUGGCGCAAGCAAAUGGGAAUAG
This is a messenger RNA of Penicillium alfredii, 645 nucleotides long. RefSeq names its product PhzF family phenazine biosynthesis protein. The record is from RefSeq and is a predicted model, not a curated record. The coding region runs from base 1 to 645 and encodes 214 amino acids. Lineage: Eukaryota; Fungi; Ascomycota; Eurotiomycetes; Eurotiales; Aspergillaceae. The transcript is spliced from 2 exons. Gene Ontology annotation, molecular function: catalytic activity. Gene Ontology annotation, biological process: biosynthetic process.